Messenger RNA from Chilo suppressalis (striped riceborer), 1134 nucleotides. Lineage: Eukaryota; Metazoa; Arthropoda; Insecta; Lepidoptera; Crambidae. The record is from the annotation of a GenBank genome assembly.
AUGGUUAUCCCUAGUCCAUUUGUGUAUUGGGCCCAAACAGAAAAUGUUAUAUCACUAAGAAUCGACCUAAAAAGUGUUGAAAAACCUGAUGUUAAAGUUCUAGAAAAUAAUAUUAAAUUCUCUGCUGUAGGAAUUGGCGCACACGGUAGAACGCAUUAUGAGUUCAGCCUAGACCUUUUUUCACCAGUAAGAACUAACACUGCUGAUGAAGGACAACCAACCACAGUUCGUGUUCUGGACAAUAGAGUGGAUUUAGUUAUACAAAAAGAAAAGACUGCAUGGUGGCCCCGACUCACAGCCCAGCCCCAAAAACCAGCAUGGUUGAAGAUAAACUUUGAUUUGUGGAAAUCGGAAGACGCACAGGACAGCGACGAAGAGAAACGUGACGUUAUGAAAGACUACCCGGGCAUGUAUGAAAAACUGCAGAAGGAAGAGAUUGGAUACAGGAGAGAAGAGAUGAUAAAAGUGUACCUGAUAUUGUACAACCUGUUCCAAUUUGUUGGAUACACGUACAUAUUGGCUGUGAUAGGAGUGCGUUAUGCGAAAUUGGGAUAUGACUCUGUGGCUGAUACAUACGAGCAUGUGGGCCCCGCUAUGAAGUUUGUACAGCUGAUGCAAUACCUGGAAGUUAUGCAUCCCAUGUUCGGAUACACGAGGGGUGGGGUAUUGACACCGUUCUUACAAAUAAGCGGGCGAGCAAUGGUACUCUUUGUGAACAUUGAGGCUGAGCCGCGCAUGCAAACCAAACCGGUGGUCUUCUAUCUGUUCAUCAUAUGGAGUACAGUCGAAGUCAUUAGGUACCCGUUCUACAUAACACAACUGUACAAGAAGGAAAUAGGUUUCCUGACAUGGCUACGAUACUCGAUAUGGAUAAUUCUCUACCCGUUAGGAUUCUUAUGCGAGUCAGUAGUCAUACUGCGGAACAUUCCGUACUUUGAGGAGACGCAAAAGUUUACUGUGUCUAUGCCCAACGAGUGGAAUUUCGCCUUCCAUAUGCCGUCGUUCCUCAGGUUUUACUUGUUAUCGUUAGCAAUGGCCGGAGUUUUUCUGAUGAAGCAUAUGUACAAAUUGAGGACUGCCAAGCUGAAGCCAAAGAUCGUCAUAAGGAAAUGCAAAGACCUCACGCUACACUAG